Molecule: messenger RNA, 1082 nt
Organism: Parathielavia appendiculata
Lineage: Eukaryota; Fungi; Ascomycota; Sordariomycetes; Sordariales; Chaetomiaceae
Product: glycoside hydrolase family 16 protein
Exons: 5
Coding region: 140-964 (274 amino acids)
Biological process (GO): carbohydrate metabolic process
Molecular function (GO): hydrolase activity, hydrolyzing O-glycosyl compounds
Source: RefSeq, a predicted model, not a curated record
UCGCUGGGCCUCCCUCGUUCUCAUCUAGUUCAGCUCAGACCCUACUCGAGCGACUUCGGAACUCCUUUAAACAGCAUUGAGAAGCACCUUGCACGCAACCGCCGGAGCAUUCAGUCACCACUUCGCCACCGACGACAACAUGCGCACCACUGCCGCUGUGCUCCCCCUUCUUUUCUCGCUGGCCUCGGCCAGCCCAGCGCCGGCCUACCCAGGCUACCAACUCCUCUGGUCCGAUGGGUUCGAAGGCAGCGCCGGCCAGACACCGGACCAAGGCAAAUGGAACAUCAUCACCAACGUGCGCACAAACAACGAAGUCCAAACCUACACCACCUCCAACGCAAACCUCCAACUCUCAGGCGGCGGCACAGUGCAGCUGAUCCCGCGCAAGGACCCGUCCACGGGCGAAUGGACGUCGGCGCGCAUCGAGUCCCAAUCGACGUUCACGCCUGCCCCCGGAAAAAUCACCAUGUUCUCGGCCGCCAUCCGCUUCGGCAGCCACCCGGCCGCCGCGAAACAGGGCCUGUGGCCCGCCUUUUGGCUGCUUGGCGACGCCAUUCACCACGGAACGCCCUGGCCGCUGUGCGGCGAGCUUGACAUCAUGGAGACGGUCAACGGCCUGCCGACGGCGUACGGCACGACGCAUUGUGGGGCAGGCGGCGAAGGCGGGCCGUGCAACGAGCCGAACGGGCGCGGCGGGACGGUUGGUCUGGCGGAUUAUGAGUGGCAUACCUGGACGUUGCAGGUGGAUAGGACGAAUGCGGGCGGGGAUUGGAGGGGGGAGGUGGUGAGGUGGCUGGUGGAUGGGCAGGUGUUUCAUCAGAUGAGCGGGGCGGAUAUUGGGGAUCAGGGGAUCUGGAGUACGCUGGCGCACUCGCCCAUGUUUGUGAUUUUGAAUGUGGCGGUGGGCGGGAACUGCUACGGCAGUAUGAUGGAGGUCGAGUAUGUUGCGGUCUACUCGUCCUAGAGCGGCGGUUGCUGUUUGGAUUUACAUCGGCGGUUCUCUCUUGGAUACUUGGGGGGGCCAGACCAGCGUUCCUAAUAAAUCAACUAUUCAAAUCAAAUCAAAUCAAAUCAAGCUAGGA